UGUCAGAAAACGCUGUCGCAACAAGGUUUAGGAGAGCUAAGUGUAGCCAGCAUGGGCAGUCAUUUCGUUAAUAUUUGACAUAAUUAGCAAUACUAGUGUUAAAUUAAAUAUAAGUGUAAAUAAAGAGGCAGAGGUGACGAAAAAUAGGUGUAGAUAUUUUCAUAACCUGCCAACGCUGUAAUGGAGACAUAAGCAGCGACCUGUUGUCGAAAUAGAAAGAUGACACAAUGAUAUUAACACAAUGUUAAGUAAUCUAGUUGAAUCAGGUUUUGGAUUUUAACAGUUAAUGCGAGCAGACAUAUGCUCUGUUAUGUCAAAUCAAUCGUCGAGCUCAGUUCAUCGUGACAGCUAAUCUCGCUAACAGGCUAGUCGAGGUCGUGUUUACCAUCAUGGAUAGGGAGGCGUACCGUAACUGCUGCAGCCUGGUCAAAAUCCCAAGGCAGUCAUAUGAGCAGUUUUGGUCGUCACAUUUCGUAGAUUACAUCGACAAGGAGAUCAGCUAUUCUAAAUUCUUCAAAAAGUAUUUGCUUCCUAAUCACCCGUGUAUGUUUUCAAGAAAGUUUACUGAGGACUGGAAGUGUAGAAAACAGUGGGUGACUGAGGAGGGGAAGCCUAAUUUCCAAAAACUGCUGCAAGAGUUUGAUGAGACUCCUGUUCCGGUUGCAAAUUGCAAUGCCAAGGAAUACAAUGCAAACCCUAAACAAGUUAUGCCUUUCAAAGAAUUCAUACACUACUGGAAGGAGUACAUCCAGAAUGGUCAUUCAUCACCUAAAGGAUGCCUCUAUCUUAAAGACUGGCACAUGUCAAGGGACUUUCCAGAACAUAAUGUUUACGUUACACCAGUGUUCUUUUCUUCUGACUGGCUCAAUGAAUAUUGGGAUACACUUGAAGUAGAUGACUACCGGUUUGUCUACAUGGGACCAAAGGGUUCAUGGACGCCGUUCCAUGCUGAUGUGUUCCGCUCCUACAGUUGGUCUGCAAACAUCUGUGGUAGGAAGAAAUGGCUUCUCUAUCCUCCAGGCCAAGAGGAGUUUUUACGAGACACUCACGGCAACCUGACUUAUGAUGUAACUUCAGCAGAACUUCGAGACAGAGGCCUUUUUCCACACUCCGAAGAAGCAUGCCAGCCUCUUGAGAUUAUUCAAGAGGCGGGUGAAAUUAUUUUUGUGCCCAGUGGCUGGCAUCAUCAAGUUUAUAAUCUGGAGGACACCAUCUCCAUCAAUCAUAACUGGCUUAACGGCUGCAAUAUUGACAUUAUGUGGCAGUUCCUUCAGAAUGAACUGUCAUCCGUCCAGAAAGAGAUAAAUGAGUGGAGAAACACAAUGGAUUCAUGGCAUCAGCACUGUCAGGUCAUCAUGAAAGCCUGUUCUGGCAUUGAUUACGGAGAAUUUGCUUCAUUCCUGAAAAUCAUUGCAGACAACCGAAUGGCUUUCCUGAACGCAUGCUCCUCUGGUGAUUCAUCCGACUACCCACGGCACCUUUCAGAGAUCCUCACCACCCUUGGACCUUACCAUGCUGCCUUUGACUUACAAAGAGUGGCCAACAUACUUGAAUGCCUUCUCUGCAACGAAGAUUUUAAACGGCUUGAUCAUUCAGCAUUGACUUUGCAGCCAGAAACCAUGUUACAGCAAAUCCGAGACACCAUACAAUCCACAAGAGGGCAGCAUCUCCUUUAUCAGGAAUAGAAUGUUAUCGGAUUUGUCUAAACAAUAUAUUGUUCACCUGGAAGUAGCUUGAAUGAAAAGUGCCAAUUAGUAUGGUGCAAAAAAAGAUGAUGAUAAAGGUUUGAG
Scomber japonicus (chub mackerel) is the source of this 1790-nucleotide messenger RNA. It is a transcript of the gene jmjd4, whose product is annotated as jumonji domain containing 4. The coding region runs from base 390 to 1685 and encodes 431 amino acids. The record is from RefSeq and is a predicted model, not a curated record. Lineage: Eukaryota; Metazoa; Chordata; Actinopteri; Scombriformes; Scombridae. Gene Ontology annotation, molecular function: histone H4R3 demethylase activity; sequence-specific DNA binding. Gene Ontology annotation, biological process: positive regulation of translational termination; protein hydroxylation; negative regulation of gene expression. Gene Ontology annotation, cellular component: nucleus; cytoplasm. The transcript has 6 exons.